AUGACUUGCCCAGCGUCGACCGCCACCAGUCGCUAUGGCCGCGAUCCCAACAACCACCCUGACCAAAAAGAAUUAUCCAACAUCAUCAGCAACCUAGAUUGCGGCUCUGACGGCAACGCUCCCUUUGUUCUCGGCACAGACGGUGUCCUCCGUACUCUGACACCAGACUGUGACGUGAUAGACGCCAUUGGCCUUCCACCUCAACUGAUCAAAGCUUUUCUCGAUCGGACUACAUUUGACCAGGAAACAGAAGACAUGUUUCGCGGAGCAGAUGGAACGAAAGUGCCUCGCGAGCAGUGGUGGAAGCCAGAUCCAUCGUUAUUACCGCCACCGAUGACCCCGCAGGAUAAAGCACACGUCGAGAAGCAUAAUGAGGAGAACAAGAAAAUCAUUCAGGAGAAUAUUAGGAAGAUGGAAAGUGGUGAACUGGAACCAUGCGGCGUUGUUAUUCGGUCGGAUUACGAUAUCAGUCCAGGGUAG
Messenger RNA from Aspergillus lentulus, 480 nucleotides. RefSeq lists its product as uncharacterized. The record is from RefSeq and is a predicted model, not a curated record. NCBI's taxonomy places the organism in Eukaryota, Fungi, Ascomycota, Eurotiomycetes, Eurotiales, Aspergillaceae.